AUGAAAGCGCUGGGGCGUGGCCCCAUCACGCGGCUUGCCAACACCGCCGCCCCCGGUUCCUCGGCAGCUCUAGGUUCGGUCUAUAGCCGCGAUGACUGGAACACAGGACGUGACUUGAAUUCCGAAGAGAGACGGUGCGGGAUACUCACACGCUUAUGCACGCUUUCCCCUCACUCUUCGCGAGAAGGGGCAUUGACGGCGUGCGAAGUGGCGCCGCUGGAGGCUGUGAUACGCGCUCAGUGCACGGACUCACAGGUGACAGAGGUAGACGCAGAGGGGCGUGGCGCCUUUCUCGAGAAGGCACCCAAAGGGCGUUGGCGCAAGAUCUCCCGCUCAAAGACUCUGCUGGUGGAGGACACAGCCACUCCAUUCAGCGACCCAGAUAAGAGUUUCGCCCCGCGUGUGCAGAGCUACGGCGAGUACGUGCGGAGGAUCGGGAGGCUGCCGGAAGGGCGGCCGCUGCUCCGCUUCGCAAUGUUUCGCGAUGGCUAUUCACUCGACUCAGUACGCCACCGUCUGCGGUACGAAUUGGGGGUACCACACGAUGGGGUAUACCUUCACGAGCCGCCGGGCGGCUCUUUCGCCACCGUCACCCAGUUUGGCGUUGCGGUAGGAGUGACGCGCGAGCAGCUGCCCCACGCGUCGAGGCACUACAACGUCCAUCCCCUGAUCUUUGACGACCGCAGCUACCACACUGUGGACGAGCUGCCGCGUCUCUCUCUCGCGCCGCAGGCCUACCUGCACCGCCUCCUUCUUCGAUGUGUCCCUGGAGACGAAGCCGCCAUCUCUCGGCGCCUACGACUCCUCAGUUUGUACGGUUUUGUCAACUACUUUGGUUUGGAGAUGUUUGGGAUCGGCAGCAACACCCUCUUCGACCUGGCAGCCUUCGUCCAUCGCAACGAGCCCCAUCGAUCAGUCGGCGCGUAUCUUCAAACUCUCGCCGAGAGCAGCCCCCUGCACCAUCAGCCAUACCUCUCCUACGCGAAUGCGGAAGAGGGCACCGUAGCUGGGGCAGUGGCGGAGUGGCUGCGCGUGUGUGAACGUGCCAAGUUGCCGAAGGAGAUGCGCGAGCUUCUCCGAAGACUACAGUGCUACCAUGUUUCGCAGAGUCACCGGGGCGACGCCAUCGCCACUUCGAUGCAGGAUGUAUGGGAGGCAUGCCCCAUGAUGCGUCGCAGCGAGCAGAGCGCCGCCGCAUUUGUAUGGAACGCCAUGGCGUCGCAGCGACUCUUGACGUUCGGCAGCCGGCCAGUGAAAGGGGACUUGGUGCGUCGCCGUAGCGACAGCGGUGCGGUGGGGGUUGCAGAAAUCACGAGCGACGCGGAUGCUUCACACUACACCAUCGAGGACGUUGUGCUGCCUAUUCCACGUGAAAGCAGCGAUGGCGCGCCGCUGCACUACCCGACUCACAGCGUCAAUGAGGCAUUGUUCGCACAGUUUGCAGAGAAGCACAACCUCUCUUUUCUCGUCAACUCCAGAGUACACUCGACAUCGAGUGCACCAGACCCUCACACGUCGUACCGCCAUCUGGUGUGUAGGCCACGCAACCUGCAGGCCGCAGUGCUAACAGAUCCUUCAUCCUGUGCCGUGUUAAAGAGCGAGCUUUUUCUGAUGCAGGAGCAUCAAGCGACGGAAAGCUGGUCGCUCGACUAUAAACGGCGUGUGCGAGAGCCGUCCCCCUUCAAUACCUCAGAGCGUUUUCGCGAGCGCAUCAGUCGGAUUCAAGAGCGCCGCGCCGGUGACCACUCUGUAGCACUCGCUAUGGUGCUUCCUGGGGGAUCGUCGCCGUGGGUAGCGCUGCGCGAAGCGUUUCAUCUGCACUACGGCACAUUUCAUGACUUGUAUGGGGUGAGCUAA
Molecule: messenger RNA, 1857 nt
Organism: Leishmania braziliensis MHOM/BR/75/M2904
Lineage: Eukaryota; Euglenozoa; Kinetoplastea; Trypanosomatida; Trypanosomatidae
Exons: 1
Coding region: 1-1857 (618 amino acids)
Biological process (GO): pseudouridine synthesis
Cellular component (GO): nucleus
Molecular function (GO): pseudouridine synthase activity; RNA binding
Source: RefSeq, a predicted model, not a curated record